AUGGACUAUGACUAUGGUCAACUUUCAUACAAUGACACUGAUUAUGGCGAACGUGACGUCGCCAAUUGCAAAUUCCCUUCCAUACCUAAGAAGAUGGACGAAACGUGGAAGCGAAAUGCCAUCUGGGGAAUCAUCGGAGCUGCCUUCUUGUUAAUGGUCUGCCUCGUGGGAGUUGCCAUAGCUUUCACCGUCGUGUUCGCUGUCAAAUCCCCCAAUUUUGGCGGCUACAGCUCCGACAGCCCAGGAUACGCGCUCUACAAAAACACUCGAUUCGAGAAAUGUUACAGUACACCAGCAUCUACGACAAACUGUACCGCUAUACGGGCCGCUUUGGAUCACACAAGCAUUACUGGCUUCGGGGACAAUAAAGUCGGGUACCUCGGCAGUGACAAGGUAUUCGACAAGGACAGCAACCCUUUCUCGGACUGGUGCGAAGCCAUGAGCUGCUUUAAUGACUAUAAGGUCAUUCCAUCUACUCCACGCGAUUCGGCUAUUUGGCCGACUCUCCUCACUAGCUGGACCACAUCUGCUGGAUUUCUAAUAGGAUCGCUGCUUCAGCUUUUACUGCAGCAGAAAGCGUUAUACAGGCCGAAAGAUAAGCCCUGCAAACGGCUCGGUGAUAUACACUGGUAUAGUUGGAUACUUAUUGCCUUCGAUCUAUAUUCGUUCGUCUGGUGGUGGGUGGACUUUGGGAAACUAGCUGCCGCACCAGCGAGCGCCGCUACACCCUUCAUAGUUGGUUGGGUAAUCCCCUGGAAAUAUGCCGGUCUGCUCAGAUACCAUCCAUAUUCAUGCGCCUUUCGAAAGAAUCUUCGUGCAAAGAAUGUUACACGGUGGAUCUUCUACAUCCUAGCAGCGGCACAGUGGAUUGCUUCCUUGUACGUCAUCCAUGUCAAUCUUCCCUCCGGUAUGGCUACUCGCUGGGGCCUACGUGCGCCGAAUCCAAGCUACGAUUGUGUGCAGUCUCAAAUUGACGCUGCGCCCGGAGCUUCGACUUGCUCAGCGACACAGAUUUGCUCUCGCAAUUGGCUGUUCGUUGAUCCUGGCUUUGAGCCCGCCUAUCAGCAUUCAAACUCAAUGAUCGCUAUCUGGACAAUUUUCAUCGCAUUGACAAUAGCAGCCCUUUCCCCUCUCUUCUUCAUGGCCUGUGCUUGUUUUGAAAGAGGGAAUAGUCCGGGCUCAUCGCCUCGUAGCAUGCUACGAUGGGCGGAUCCAGGGCCAGUUAUCAUCCUUUCCAUUCUCUCCAUUUUCGAGAUUAUUACUGGGUGCAUACUUGUUGACGAUAUAGUCAAGAGACUGAGUGUUACUCCUGAAGCGGCAGUCACCUUCGACUGGGAAUGCCAGGCUAUUCAUGUUGCUCUGAGUCCCUGGAGGUAUUACAUUGAUGUUGACUAUGAACGGGGGUGGCGAAUUGCUAAGCUGUGGUUCAAUUCGUGA
Molecule: messenger RNA, 1437 nt
Organism: Penicillium expansum
Lineage: Eukaryota; Fungi; Ascomycota; Eurotiomycetes; Eurotiales; Aspergillaceae
Exons: 2
Coding region: 1-1437 (478 amino acids)
Source: RefSeq, a predicted model, not a curated record